This is a messenger RNA of Rotaria sordida, 498 nucleotides long. The record is from the annotation of a GenBank genome assembly. Lineage: Eukaryota; Metazoa; Rotifera; Eurotatoria; Philodinida; Philodinidae.
AUGUCAGGACGUGGAAAAACUGCAGGAAGUGGCAAAGCACGCGCCAAAGCUAAAACUCGUUCAUCACGAGCUGGUCUUCAAUUUCCAGUUGGUCGUAUUCAUCGUCUUCUUCGACGUGGUAAUUAUGCCGAACGUGUUGGUGCUGGUGCACCAGUUUACUUAGGUGCUGUACUUGAAUAUUUAUCGGCUGAAAUUCUUGAAUUAGCUGGUAAUGCUGCUCGUGAUAAUAAGAAGACACGUAUUAUACCCCGUCAUCUUCAAUUAGCCAUCCGUAACGAUGAAGAAUUGAACAAAUUAUUAUCAGGUGUUACCAUUGCUCAAGGUGGUGUCUUGCCUAACAUUCAAGCUAUUCUUUUACCAAAGAAGACUGCUGAAGGUGGCGCUGUAUCAACACCACGUGAAACAACAGGUGGUGCUGGUCCAAGCAAAAAGAAACCAGCUGAUAAAGGUGAAAAAUCAACACCAUCAUCAGGAAGCAAAGGUGCUGAUAAAGCUUAA